CGUGAUGAGGCAGCCAAUCAAAUCGCGACACUGCGCUAACGUUAGCAUAUCACUGGCAAAACAACAGCUCGCCCAAUUUCCUGUUUGGGUUCGCCGCGUCGCUACCUUCAAAUCAGUCGCGAUGUCGAAUUAAAUACAGUCGUAUUACGUGAUUGUUUUAUUUGUCGUUCGCGUUGCCAGCUGUCGAAGCUGCUGAGAAAGGCGAAGAUGGGCUCCAUCCUGAGUCGCAGGAUUGCUGGUGUUGAGGAUAUCGACAUUCAAGCUAACUCGGCCUAUCGGUUUCCCCCGAAAUCUGGGAAUUAUUUUGCGAGCCACUUCUUCAUGGGAGGGGAGAAGUUCGACACACCGCAUCCCGAGGGAUACCUUUUUGGGGAAAACAUGGAUUUAAAUUUCCUGGGAAACAGGCCAGUGCAGUUCCCCUACGUGACCCCCGCUCCCCACGAGCCCGUGAAAACCCUAAGGAGUCUGGUGAACAUUCGGAAGGACUCGUUGCGUUUGGUCCGGUAUAAAGAUGACUCUGACACGCCGGUAGAGGAGGGCGGCAAACCAAAGGUUCAGUACGGCGUGGAGUUCACAUUUGAUGCCGACGCUCGAGUGGCCAUCACCCUCUACUGCCAAGCCUUUGAGGAAUUUUCCAAUGGGAUGGCUGUGUACAGCCCAAAGGAUCCAUCCAUGGCCUCGGAGACUGUCCACUACAAGCGGGGCGUCAGCCAGCAGUUCUCCAUGCCUUCUUUCAAAAUCGACUUCAGCGAGUGGAAAGAGGAAGACCUCAACUUUGACCUCGACCGAGGGGUAUUUCCUAUGGUCAUCCAGGCAGUAGUUGACGAUGGGGACGAUUGCCUCGGACACGCUCAUGUACUUUUGGCAGCAUUUGAACGACACGUCGAUGGCAGUUUCUCCGUCAAGCCACUGAAGCAAAAGCAAAUUGUGGACCGUGUGAGCUACCUCUUACAGGAGAUCUAUGGCAUUGAGAACAAGAACAACCAAGAAAUCAAGACAUCCGACGAUGAGAACAGCGACAACAGCAACGAGUGCGUGGUGUGUCUGUCGGACCUGCGCGACACGCUCAUCCUGCCGUGCAGACACCUGUGCCUCUGCAACUCGUGCGCUGACACCUUGCGCUACCAAGCUAACAACUGUCCCAUCUGCAGACUGCCUUUCAGGGCCUUGCUGCAGAUCCGAGCGGUGCGGAAAAAGCCCGGGGCGCUCUCCCCUGUUUCUUUCAGUCCUGUUCUGGCGCAGACGAUGGACCACGAUGAGCACUCGGGCACCGAUUCAGUCCCCCCCGGCUUUGAGCCCGUGUCGCUACUGGAGGCCCUGAACGGCCUGCGGUCUGUGUCGCCCGCCGUCCCCUCGGCGCCUCUCUACGAUGAGAUCAAUUUCUCAGGCGGCGACGGCAGCCAGCAGCUGAGCUCCCCGGAGCAUCUGAGCGACGGCAGUCUGCAGAAAGGCAAAGUCAGCAAAUCACCUGACAGCACCCUGAGGUCGCCGUCCUCUCCCAUCCAGGAGGAGGAUGAAGAAAAGCUGUCGGAGUUGUCGGACGCUCAGCCACACACGCUCCUGUCCAGCAGUCCCGCUCCCACAGACGCCACAGCAAACGAGGACGUCGCAGACUCGCUGUCCCCGGAUGACGAGGACAGGAUGCACGCCGGCGCCGACAUCCUCCAGGACUGCGGAAGCGAGCACAGCAGCUUGACCAAAAUGGAGAGCGACCCUCCGGGCGACCUUUCGUUGCCAGCUCUUGCGUUGGAUGGCGCAGGUGUACCUAAUGUUGUGACCGAUGAGCGUCGUCUCUCAACGAAAUCGGCUUCUCCGGUGUUAAGUGUCCACUCUGCCCUCGGUCCCGACUCCUGCUCUAUCGGUAUUGAGGAGUAAGCGCGGGUCGUCCGAGUCCACGGAGAGCCUGAAGAGUCAGAGCACAAACUGCUCCAGCCAGCCUCUCCUGUGCCCCACCGGCAGCUUCCACCGGGAAGACGAGCACCUCCUCCCCUGACGUCCUCGCUUUCUGCCUCGCCGACUUUUCAUUCCGACUCCCAUCAGGGCCGACGUGUAGGAAAACGGUAUUUUGUGUACAUGCGCUCCCAAUGUGGAUUUUUCGGACCCAAAGCACACUUACUCCUUCUUUUAACUGCACUGCUCAAUGGCGCAUUCAGACACACACACACACACAUGCAAAUAUAUAUAUAUAUA
This is a messenger RNA of Hippocampus zosterae (dwarf seahorse), 2190 nucleotides long. RefSeq names its product mahogunin, ring finger 1b (gene mgrn1b). The record is from RefSeq and is a predicted model, not a curated record. The transcript has 18 exons. Gene Ontology annotation, biological process: negative regulation of G protein-coupled receptor signaling pathway; endosome to lysosome transport; protein ubiquitination. Gene Ontology annotation, cellular component: cytoplasm; nucleus; plasma membrane. Lineage: Eukaryota; Metazoa; Chordata; Actinopteri; Syngnathiformes; Syngnathidae. Bases 208 to 1875 code for a protein of 555 amino acids. Gene Ontology annotation, molecular function: ubiquitin protein ligase activity.